Molecule: messenger RNA, 1498 nt
Organism: Hymenoscyphus albidus
Lineage: Eukaryota; Fungi; Ascomycota; Leotiomycetes; Helotiales; Helotiaceae
Source: the annotation of a GenBank genome assembly
AUGGCCCCCAAUCCACCCUUCCCUUUCCCAGCAGUACUGCCCAAUCCCGACGUCCCAAUCGAAGAAACCCUAUCACGAUGGUCAUACAGCAACGUAUCCAAACCAGCCCUCCACGUCGUCCCCGAGAAUGAAGGACACAUUAUCCAAGUACUGGAAUACGCGCAUUCGCACCAUCUCACCAUCGUGGUGGCCGGAGGCGGGAACGCUGCAUUCGUGCCUAUUACGAAAGAUACUCUAUAUCUCAGUCUUGAAAAGUUCGAUGGGAUUGAAUUGGAUGAGGGGAGGCAGACGGUGACGUUUGGUGGGGGGGUAAGGGCGGGGAGUGUGUUGAGGUAUCUUGCUGAGCGGGGUUUCUAUACUGUGCUUCCGAGUAGUAAUGCGGUGGGCAUGGCGGGGUUUGUGCUUGGUGGUGGUGGGGUGAGUUGUUUUUGUUUUUGUUUUUGUUUUUGUUCCUUUUUGAGUCGGGUGGACGUAGCAAGAUGGAGAUGUAGAUACUGAGCUGACUUGACGGGAUUUGCAGCAUCAUUUUAUCGGCCUGCAUGGUUUGACGGUUGAUAACGUCGUGUCCUUCCGAGUCAUCACCACCGAUGGAAGGGUUUUUGAUCUAGACCGGGCCUCUGUGGGAGAAGAGGGGUCCCUAUUCAAGGUGCUGAAUGGUGCUGGUCUUGGAUACGGCGUCGUUGUCUCCAUCACUAUGAAAGUCUAUCCGCUGUCCGGUCUUAGGAUGGAAAAUAACCAGUUCGUCAUCCGUAGACUUAUAUUCCCAGCCGAGGAGAUAGGCGCUGCGGCCGAAGCCCUGGUUUCCUUUCAGCAUCUCGAUCCAAAGUUGAUCGUAGCACUCGCUUGUGUCAAUGCACCGCCGGGUACGCCGCCGUCUGGUACACCGUUAGUAGUCCUGGAAUCCACAUACUUUGGGAGCGAGCAGGAAGCAGAGAGGAAGACAGCUAUCCUCUUUGAACAGCCACUCGUCGAAAAAGCGAGCAUGGCGAUGACGGUCAGCGAACCAUUCGUGAAGCUCAACGAUGCAACCCCAAACACGACUGGUGACUACAGAGACAUCCACGUCGCAGCCCUCCAAGAGAUCUCCAACAGUGCAAUCGAAGAAGCUUUUCAUCUAUGGCAGACAUUCACAUCUGACAACAAGGAUGCUAAUAGGACGAUGUUGGCGUUUAGUCGCUUUGACACAUCCUUUUCCGAGAAAGUCAAACAACCAGGCGAAUUUAUUGGGACGAGAGAUAGAGGGACGGCGUGUAUUGCGAUGACUUGCUUCUCCAAACCGGAGGUGAGGGAUAAAGCUGAGGACUUUGCGGUAGCGUUUAAGGAUGUCGUUAGAAGAAGCGAUGGGAAGGGUGAACCUAGGACGGUGCUGAAUAAUAUGAGGCCCCAUACGAGGCUGGGUGAGAUAUUUGAGCAGGAGGCUUUUGUGGAGAUUAGGAGGGUGAAGAGUCGGUGGGAUGAGGGGGGGAUGUUUUGGUGUCCUUGGUUUGGGGAUAUUUGA